This is a messenger RNA of Diorhabda sublineata, 891 nucleotides long. It is a transcript of the gene Actbeta, whose product is annotated as inhibin beta chain. Gene Ontology annotation, cellular component: extracellular region. The record is from RefSeq and is a predicted model, not a curated record. Lineage: Eukaryota; Metazoa; Arthropoda; Insecta; Coleoptera; Chrysomelidae. The transcript has 3 exons. Gene Ontology annotation, biological process: SMAD protein signal transduction. Gene Ontology annotation, molecular function: cytokine activity; growth factor activity. The coding region runs from base 1 to 891 and encodes 296 amino acids.
AUGUGUUCCCUGUACUCAACUCAAUUAUCCAACGAACUCUCAUCUGUUACAGGUCCAAAGGUCAACCACAACCGAUUAUUGGAAUUUCGUGCCACCAUUCAGGAAUCCAAUCAAGUGGGUCAGGAAUUCCAGGUGAAGUCGGCGACGCUGUGGCUGAAGGCGGAUGUGCAACAUCGCUACGGAACUACAUCGACGAACAUGUGUCGUACAACCGAUUUGUUCGUCUUUAAAGUCAUAUCGAGGACGUUGCCUGAAUCUAUCACCCUUAGUUCGAGAGAUUUCGAUCGCCUUACGUCAGACCCCAUUUCUAUAGCCUUAGAGGAGUCGCACACUGGCUGGCAGAAAGUCGACCUCACAGAAAUUGUUCGUGAAUGGUUAGCUAAGUCUAAAGAUCAAAAAUUAAAACUUUUUGUUGACUGUAGCUGUUGUUCAAAUUGGCACAUCCAUCUUUUUAACAAUAAAAACGAGAAAAAUCGAAAAACGAACAUCAAUAGGCCGUUUCUAGUUAUACAUACCGAUCCCAGUACAGCGAAAAGAGUUAGACGAAGAGCAAUAGAUUGUGCCGAAGAUUCUGGCAACACAUGUUGCAAACAACGAUUUUAUGUUAGUUUUAGAGCAUUAGGUUGGGACGACUGGGUAAUAGCACCUCAAGGGUACUAUGCAAAUUACUGUCGUGGUGACUGUGGACAUCAUCGUACCCCAGACACGUACGUCACGUACCAUACGCACGUCAUUGAGGAAGUGCGCAAAACGCAGCAUCUUUCAGGUAUGACACCAUGUUGCGCUCCCUUGAAAUUUUCCAGCAUGAGUUUAAUAUAUUACGGACCGGACUCGACCAUCAUCAAAAGAGACUUACCUAAGAUGGUAGUGGACGAAUGCGGUUGUCCGUAA